AUGCGGUCUAUCUUUUCUGUCCUUCAACGGACUGCAGCAACGCCGUGGCAGUCGUCGUCACGGACUGUUCGGAGUCCUGCCCUGAAGCUUGAUUCGAUUUGCGCCAGAUGUCGUCGACAGCAGAUUCGCUUCUACAAUGGCCAGCAGAUGGCAGAUGAUCCCAGAUGGCUCUCUGUCGUGGAUAACCCCGCAAAGAUUGUCCGUACCGGUCGGAAACAUGGCCCGGGUCUCAUUAUUCUCGCUCUGAUUCCUAUCAUUUCCUUUGGUCUGGGUGCCUGGCAAGUUCAACGUCUCGAUUGGAAGACCAAGUUGAUCGCGAAAUUCGAAGACCGUCUCGUUAAGCCUCCUCUUCCAUUGCCCCCACGAGUCGACCCUGAUGCGAUCUCCGAAUUCGACUACCGCCGAGUCUAUGCUAAAGGUCAUCUGCGCCAUGACCAGGAGAUGCUUAUUGGGCCUCGCAUGCGUGAAGGCCAGGAUGGUUUCUUCGUGAUCACGCCUCUUGAGAGGGAGGGGGAGAGCACUGUACUGGUGAACAGAGGCUGGAUCUCUAGAAAAUUGAAGGACCAGAAGGAUAGACAAAUUGGAGUUCCGCGGGAAGAGGUGAUUAUUGAGGGUUUGCUACGAGAGCCUUGGAAGAAGAACAUGUUUACACCGGACAAUAAGCCCGAGGAAGGAAAAUUCUAUUUUCCUGACAUUCAACAGAUGGCUGAACUGACGGGCAGUCAGCCGGUGUGGAUUGAGCAGACAAUGGUUCCCGACAUGCUCGAGUUCAUGGACAGGGAGGCCAAGGGUAUCCCCAUUGGUCGUGCGCCCGAAGUCAACCUGAGAAAUAACCAUGGCCAGUAUAUUCUCACAUGGUAA
This is a messenger RNA of Aspergillus wentii DTO 134E9, 861 nucleotides long. RefSeq names its product cytochrome oxidase assembly protein SHY1. The coding region runs from base 1 to 861 and encodes 286 amino acids. Gene Ontology annotation, biological process: mitochondrial respiratory chain complex IV assembly. Lineage: Eukaryota; Fungi; Ascomycota; Eurotiomycetes; Eurotiales; Aspergillaceae. The record is from RefSeq and is a predicted model, not a curated record. The transcript is spliced from 3 exons. Gene Ontology annotation, cellular component: membrane; mitochondrion.